UUCACGAAGCCAUGAAUCACCGACCAGGCGAGGCUUUCGACUGUCGCUAUAAGUAGAAACCAAAAGGAGAGGCUUGAGAAGCGUUGGACUAAACGAAGCAGAGUCGAAAAGACCGAACGGUGUGGUGUCUUCAGAAGUCAGUUAAGAAUCUGAGACAGCGGCCCAAUUAAAAACAGAGCUAGCGGCUGCUGCAAGAGAGAAAAAUAUAGUAAACUUUAUAAUACAAGAAAAGGAGCGACUUGAAAGUGAGGUUGCACUGCAAGAGCAAACAGUGGUAGCAGUGAAUCUGAGGUUGGAUAUGCACCGGAUGAGGCAACUGAGAAAAGAUGAAAACAGCAGAGGCGCCAGGGCUUGGAGAGAGAACGAAGGAGAACAGAGAAACCCCAGGAAUCAAACAGGAAGAACCAAACGGCGAGGAAAAGAAAGCGAUUGUGAUUUGUGAUUUGUGUUUCCCGAAUCCGUGGUUUAGAGAAGUUCCUGACCCAAGAUCCCCCGAUCGGAUGAUGAUGUCAAUCGCGUUGACCGAAACUUGGGGACGUGAAGAGCGGAAAUUAGGACCUGCAACGAGGGCUGGCAAUUGCAAUUCGACGGGGAACGAGAGGGCUCUUGAAUCUCAAGAGAAUUAUUGUGCAUCCCCGAAUGCGGAUACGAGGCCGUCCACUUCAUCCACACAGCGUUUGAUGCCGACCCACGACUUUGACCGACCUGGAGUUGGCUUCAAUAACGCCACGCUUUCUCUGCUGAUCAUCCUGUUGACGGCACCGAUUGACAUUCAUCCUCGACAGUGCACGGAAUCCAUUGCUACACAAUUAAGCAGUAUCUACGUCAGCGGUUCUCCUGAUCGCUGUCAGGUAGUGAUAGCCACAUUCCAAGACCAACUUAUAGCUCCUUAAGCUCCUUAUCGCCCAAGACAGAGUGUGAGACUGGUCUGAUUCGCCCCGUCGUUCUGGAAGUCGACCUUUCGCCAUUUAGACUCUCGCCCGCCCUGAACACCAUUACCGCUAGCUAAUGCGUAAGUAGGCUCAGAGGCUGAGCAUAGCUCCACCCUUGAGCUGCCUGAAUCGCCUCAUUCCCUGGAGCAACUGCGACUGAGACACACUUGAACCAAUACUCGUCUGAA
Messenger RNA from Aspergillus versicolor CBS 583.65, 1120 nucleotides. RefSeq lists its product as uncharacterized. The record is from RefSeq and is a predicted model, not a curated record. The coding region runs from base 327 to 893 and encodes 188 amino acids. NCBI's taxonomy places the organism in Eukaryota, Fungi, Ascomycota, Eurotiomycetes, Eurotiales, Aspergillaceae. The transcript is spliced from 2 exons.